UGAUCAAUUUUCGCGGCCUCGAACCCCACGUGGGCGUGCAUUUGUCGGCUCGCAAACAGACUAUUCCCACCUACCUUGCAUUUGGUUGGCUCGGAAGUGGCUUGUGGCUGCGUGAAAUUUGUGUUUGAUCAACGGCAAGCCUGUCUGACGUUCGCUGCUGAUAUCGUUACCGAUUGAUGGAAGUACUUUGGCUAUAGUAAAAAAUAACUUAUGAAGAUUUUCAGUUCCAGAUUAUAGAGCUUUUCCGCUUCUCUGGCCGAGUUUACCCGCAAGUGUUAUCGAUGUCACGGAUUGUUGGCUGUGAUAGUUUUUUCCGACGUCCUACGACUUUUGUUAUCAGUUGAGUAUGGAAAGCAGUGUCGAGCGGCCGAUUUCUCCGAGCGAUCGAAGCGAACCAGGGGAGAAACGAUCUGGUGAUUUCGAAGAGACGGUACCUCGUAAAAAGCGACGGAGAUGCGGUGGUUGUGAACCAUGUCUGAGAAAAGUAAAUUGUGGGGAGUGCAGCAAUUGUGUCAAUAGGAAAACUGGUCAUCAGAUAUGCAAGUUUCGUAAAUGCAUUGAACUUAAAAAGGUGCGAAUUAUGUGAACGAAUGUAUUGAUUCACGCUCGAAACUAACAGUCCUCGCGCUUGCAUUUGCGCUCAUGGCUUAUCAACUGUUAACUUUAAAACAUUUAAGUAAUAAAUUCAUUUUGUCUUUGCAGAAAACGACAACGGGCAUCGCUACGAAGCGAGACGGUGUUCAGUUGCGACAGGGUAUUAAUGAGAGCGACGCGUCUGAAAUCUUGCGUCGCGUGAGUAACGAGGAGCAAGAUAAGGUAAGAUAUUUCUAUAUACGUGUAGCUUAAAAUGAUUCUAUUCUGAUUUAGGCAAGGGAGACUUUCAUAUGUAAACGAAUAGGAGAGUUUUUGUUCCUCUGAGUUUGUGCGCGAGCAAUUUAUGCGAGCGUUGUUUGCUAAUAUCUUGUCUUUAUUGUUGUGGUUUGGAUUUUUUUUUCUCGAAGCGCUUUGGCGACAUCGUUGCAGAGAAUGAAACUAUCACGGAUGGCGAUUCUGGGGAAUCUAAACCGCAAAGAGCAGAUUCGCCUGCGAUAAUUGAGCAGAACGCCGUCGAAACUUCUCAGCUGCAGAACACAGAAAUCAACGCAUCUGACGAGCUCCCCAAAGACGUUCGUGUGAAUAUAACAGCAAGAGAUGUCGUGCAGCCUUCUAGUGCAGUUGAACCGAGCGUUGAAAAGCUAUUGACAACCAGCAAGCCAUCGGCUUCCCGCGGUGAGAGCGAUUUCGGACCCCCUUCUUGCAACUGCCCAGGUAUUUACAUAUUUUUUUCUUCUUGUAUUCUUAUUCAAAUCCAAAAGGUUUUAUUUACUUCCAGCCGGCGUGAAUAUUCCAUCCGCGACUGAGUCGAGUUCGACUAAUUUGGUUGAUCUCUUUUUUGGGGUGCCGCGAGCUCUAUUUACUUUCGUUUCGGCUUUUGUGGAUAGCGUGAGAUACGAAUGCCCAAGACGUGCUUUGUUUGAAGGUUUAAAUAAACCUAAUUGGGGAUUAAGACGGGUUGCUUGGAAUAAAAUUUAUUAAAGUGUACCCGAGCGGUACCAGCCCGAAAUUUGUUGACAUAAGCAUGAAAUUGAGAGCGGAAACCUUUAGGUUAGCCCACGGUGAAAUUUAUUAGUUUUGCACACGGAAAAUUACCCUAAACGUUAAAGAGGUUUUCUUAUCAAAAUUUUCAUCAGUAUCUUGUUACGAUAGAGAUCACCGUUUGUUUAUAUGUGUCGCAACCACCCGUCAAAACAGCCGCUUGCGUAUGUACACUACUGCGCCUUCAGCCAUUCAGCGUCAAGUUUUUGUACUAAUUCCUAAUCUGCCUAAACGACACACUCCUUUGAGCUUUCGCGAAAGUUUUUAAUUCACGUUAUCGGCCUAAAUCAUUAAAUCAUCAAAGACGCAACGUGAAAUGAACCGGCGCAAAAAGGUGGAAAAGAAAACAAAGAGGCAUACGUUACCCUUUGCUAAUGGCUUCGAACGUGGAAGUUGUCGGUUUCACGGCCUAUUGUUUGGUUUCUAAAUGAUUGAUGAGUGCUCCACUCCACACGUCUCACGGCACACAUUUGUCGAGACGCGUUCUCGAUUUUUGAGGGCAACAAUAGAAAUUAACAGCUCCGAGGUGGAACCGAGUACACUAAUUGGUUUAUAUCGUAAGAAUCAUGGUAUCGAAUUUUACCUAAUCCUGGCAAAAGGUAAAGAAAUGAAGAACCUUGAUUUCGCGAUAUUAGAAGAUUAUGGAAUAAGCCAUCAAACGCAGAGAAUAGAAACGACCGGAAGUAACUAUUAUUCGAACAUGUACCCCAGUUGCAGACAACGUUGCGGCCACCUUCUCCAAUGGGUUUAUAACUGAAAAAUGAUGUAUUAUAUUUCCCGAAGCCUUUUAAUACCACAUUGUAUUUCUGUAGUAAGAAGUCAGCGUACUUUGCAAGAAUUUUGACAUUUUCAAGUGUAAGAUUUAAGAAAAAAUAAAGGUGUUUUGUUGACAUGAUGUUAUAUUUUGUUUGCCAGUUUUUGUACAAAGGCUUUUCAAAAUUCUUAACAAAAUCUCACCUUUUUUGUUUUCGUUAUCAGCAGUUUUAUUUUCAUGUGCCUAGCAAUAAUUGCCCUAUAGAAGCUCAAGCACUUUCUCUAUGUAAACAACUGGAAUAUUAGGCAAACAGAGCUGCAGCUGAGUAAAAGGGCAAAAGUGUGAUUCUUUAGGCUCAUAGGUAGUUGUCCAAGCAAAAAUUUAUGGGCCUGCGUUUUUUAGUGAACUGUGUGAUGCAUUACAAAAGAUGUAUUGAAGUGUCCAUUAUGCUUUGUAGCAUUUUGCAUCUCUUUCUUCAGGGUAUUCAAAACAGCUUACUAAGUUUCUUGCAUUUAUUUUGGUACCUUCCUUCUUUUUAUUUGAUGCAUUGAGGUCAAAGUAACUGCAUUUUCAUACUCCUUCACCUUCCUUUAUGACUCUGAAUUUUGUUUGUAAUGGUGUUGCUACAGUAAUUCUGCAUUCCAUGGGCAGCUGUGUUAUCAGUUGUAAUCUCCCUCAUAAUCACUUCCAUGACUCCUAUAACAGUUCCAAUACACAGGUACACUUGUAGAGUAAGUUUGAAUCUGAUCUCUGACUCCUCAAGGAGGUCAAACUGACUCAGUUGAUUACUCUAUGGUGUAUUGAUAUGGAGCUGCUGGGGUUGUCAGGGCUUCUUUAAAGCAAUUUCCUAUUUUGUAACAGCCAUAUUGGUGUACUUCAAACUAUGAAAUAGGUGACCAUGCAUGUUGUUGUAGCAAGCCAAUCCUGUGGGAGUUUAACUCUUUCCGAGGAGGGUGGGGGGUCCUCAACAAAAUUUUGGACAGAAAAGGUAUCACUUUAUACCUAUUAUUGGCAAAUGUAACCCCUUUCAAAUGGUAGUUUAUGUUCUGUCUUUUAAAUAUCAAUAAAUCACUAAGCCAGAAAGUUUUCGUGUCUCUUACACAGCUAUAAAAUCUGCCUGUUAGCUCUUUUAGGUCCUUUCAUAGUCUGCAAUGACUGAUUUCCCUACCGUUUUCAUUUACAUCAAGUAGUGAAAAAUCCUGAAGGCUGAAGAAGGUACCCCUUUCUGGUGGAGCCUGAUCCCCGUAUAGGACAUUAUAGGGAGUACCCCUCCCCCCUCACCCCGGGACUCUUUUUAAAGAAAACACUUCUACAUGUUACAGUAAACUGACAAUGCCACUUGUUAUUCAUUUAGUCACCAUGUAAAUAACAUGUUCCGAAUGGCUUUAGUUUCAGCGAAAGAAGAUGGUCCUUAUUACACUUACCUGGGAGCAGCACCAAACAUGAGUACCCUUAGAGAUGUCUUGGAACAAAGGUAAAGUGCUGAAAUUGCACUGGGUCUGUGGCCAGAUUUAUUAUGAUUGCUAACACCCGCAUUUAUAUAAGUGGGCCUCUUCAUUGUAAAGGUUCUAAUCAACACAGGUGCAGAUGCUCAAAUUCAUUUAUAAAAGUCAGCUACUUUUGGCCUAUAUGCAGUUCAAAAGGUUUUUUUAAAAGUUCCUUUUCUGGGAAGGGUGUUUUGGCAUAUUUUAAUACCAUCAUAUUCAUUUUAUUUUUAAAGAUGAAUCACUUAGUUAAGCAGUCAUUUGUGUUGAUCCAGAUGGGUCUGUUCUAGAAUGGGACUGAGAUCAUGGAGAUGGGAGUCUAGAUGUGCUCCACUCAGGGGUCCUAUGUCCUAUGCUCUGGAGAUCUAAAAUCUGGAUACUCUCUUUUUUUCACUACACCCUGGAAUUUUAACGGACCCCCCCCCCCACGAAAUAAUGACCCAGCCCCCAAUGGGAAUUACUAAGGACAUUAUAUGAAGUCUUACAUGAGGUAGCUACUAUAAAAAUUUGCAAUCAUCGUUUUGAUGCCAGAAAUAAUCUUUGUCUGCAAAUUAUGUCAGUGACUAAAUACGUACUGAGAGUAAGAAAAAUUCAGGUUUUGAGCAAAAAAUUGGCUAAAUCUCAAACUAAGGCACAGAAAAGCUCGGGCUUGGUGACCCAUACUGGAGAGUGGGAAAUUGGUGCUGUAUCCAGGAGAGUUGGCAUUUAUGCUAAUGGGGUGAAGACAAGGGUCCUUGAGAAAUUUCAAAAUGUGGCUCAAGACAAGAAGAUUUAUCUCAUUCGGCUCCAUUUACGUGUAACACAGAUUGAAGAAAAGAGACAAAUAAAUACAUUUACAUAAGCAAAGAAUAAAAAUUGUAGUCUCAAGAUAAGGAGCAAGUUGGGAUCAUCCAAAAUGGCAAAGGCUAAACCCUGGGGACGAGGUUGCUUGCUCUGCAAACUUGCAAGGCAAGCUUGUUUGUCUCGGCUAUUUUCACAGUAAGAAAGAUCCACUUUAUUGGCCUUUGAAAAUAUAUAUGCAACUGAGGAAUCGCAGGACCUUCUUUUCAGAUGAAGAUUUUGAAACUUUAAUCUAUUUCUUCAAAUAUCCCUUUUUCAUUACCAGAUUCUCUAUCAAAGGCUCAGCACUGAGAAUUGAAUUGGUGAGUAUUGACAGUCAACACUCAAAUAAUGCAAUAUGGCUCACUUGCAGUUGUCAAACAGGGGAUACAUGUAUUUAUUUCUUUGAUACCAUUUUGUCAAGCUUGUAUUUGAUUAAUGCAAAAGUUCUGAGUCACUGCCUUAAGGCAAGACAUUGAUUCAAGAUAUGAAACAAUUCAUGUCAAAAAAUUAAACUGCGAGACGUUUUUAUUUACAAUAUAAAUGUUUCAAAUCUGUUUACUUUUUUAGAUUGGUUAUACUGGUAAAGAAGGAAAAAACCACCUUGGUUGUCCAAUUGCAAGAUGGGUGAGUCACCUCUUUGAUGACUGUCAACUUAAAUUUUUUUUUCUGCUGCAAAAAUCCACGAAAAGAAACUAGUUUUAGUAGCAGGCUUCAUUAGCUAAAGGUCGGGCUAAAGGUGUGUAAAUCUAUUUAUUAAACAACAAAAAUAGAAAGCCAAAGACAUCGAAAGUGUCGAACAAAAGUUGCAUGCCGUAUUUUUGGGGUUGUGGUUUUUCAGGUAUUAAAAUGUUGCUUUUUUGUUUGAUUUCUUUCUUUUAUUAAGUGUUAAUGGAUGCUGAAAAUAACGGACCAUUUGUUUUAAAGGUUUUUAAGGUUAAAAGAUCCAUAACGGCCACGAGACGAGACACAUAAAAUACGUCCGUAAUAGCAAAUUGUGACCAACGUUUUGUCCUAGGGAAUCCAUUUCCUGAAAAAAUAAAGACCUCAAUAAGAGGAGAGUUCUCCAAGCCUUCCUACUUCAAGUCACUAGCCAGCCUUUGCCCCGCCCACCCCACCCCCAAUUUUUUUCAAUGAUCCCAGCACAGAGAGCGUGUAUGGCCACUUUGCUAAUUCCAAUGAAUUCUUUAUCGUUGGUUUUUGUUAUUAAUCAGGUUAUUCGUCGUUCCGGUAAGGAAGAGAAGAUAUUGGUCCUGGCGAAAAAGCGAGUUGAUCACGUUUGUGAAACGUCCCUGAUUGUAACUAACAUAGUGUUAUGGGAAGGUGUUAACCAGGCGAGAGCGGAUAAUUUGUAUAAGCACCUUAGCACUGUUCUACCACAACAUGGUGUUCCUACUGCCAGACGAUGCGGAAUAAACGAGACGUAAGAAUACAUACUUUAUAUACAGAAACCAUUUCGGAAAGCACACAAAAUAGAACUGAUGAAAUUCUCGUUCGUUUGUUGAUUCCUUGGAAUACUUGGAAGACGGAAGACCUGAGUUCAAGUCGCGCUGCAUUUGUGUUUCCGGAUUUGUGUGAAUAGUCCAUUUCCCAGUUGCCUCAAGCCUCUGUUUCAAAGCGAGGCUAAGUGCGAUGCCAUUGAUACCAAAUCAUGCGGGGAAAUUGACUCAUUUCCACAACAAAGGUUUUGCAAUUUGCCUCGUUUUGAAAGAGAGAGUUUUUGGACUGAAUUGGAAAUUGCUUAUUCAACUCCUCUGUCAUGCUUUGAAAGGUUGUUUUUAUUUUCCUCUUGUCAAUAAUUAUUAAAUUGAGUGCCUGUAAACUAGAUAGCUGGAGCAGCUCAGUGCACUUCCACUCACCAAGGAUUUACCAUUUACCAUUUUUAUUGCACUGCAGCAAAUCAUGUGCCUGUCAGGGGACAAGUGAUGAUACUUGUGGUGCGUCCUUUUCUUUUGGCUGCUCCUGGAGCAUGUUUUAUAAUGGUUGCAAGUUUACUCGUAGCAAAUCUCCGCGCAAGUUUAAAUUACUUGAUCCUUCCAAGGUAGGUUAUUAUUCAACUUGCACUGCUCUAACUUUUCUUUAAGGGCCCUUUCUCUGAUCAUUUGUGGGAAUUAGAAAACAUUUUAUAUUUUUGAUAUGAACUCAAUGUCAUAAAACACGUACACGCGGCUACAUUGCAUGUCCCGAACUCCUAAAAUAAAUAGAUUUACAGUUAAGUUUUGAAGUUUGUGCCGAAGACGAAAGCAACCUCGCUAAGCUCAUGCGCAAAUGUUUUUUGUACGCCUUGUAAGAAGGUAAAUCAUUUCUUCCCACUAAUCAGCUGUUGUGAUAAUUUUCCUUUUGCUUUUUGUGUUCAUAGGAGGAAGAAUUAGAAACAGUAAUGCAAAACUUAGCGACUGACUUAUCCUUUGCGUACGAGAAGAUUGCUCCAGAGGCCUUUAACAACCAGGUGAGAUAGCAGAUAGUUAAAGACGGCUCAGUAUCCAGGUCAUGUAAUACGACUGAAGCUUACUGAUCCGGUUUAUGUGGCUUGAAUAUCCUCAAAAUGGUAUUUAUCCAUCGAAAGGGAGGCUAGCUGUUGGCAAGGUUAAUCCUGCGUACACUGUAGUUUCUUACUGGUUGUGGAUAGAGAUUUAUCUGCCCUGGGUUUCAGAGACUUGUUUAGCGGUUUCCCUUCAUUCUGUCAAGUCUUUCGCGCCGCUCUUAGCUUGGCCGACCCCGAAAUAUUCCACCGAAAUUAAAAAAAGUUGUGGUAAGCAGGGUAACAUGUGUCCACUGGGUUGCCAUGUCGUCGCACCUUUGUAUCAACCAGAUAUGAAAGGCUGUAUCGAGGCUGGGCCAAGACUCAAGAAGAUCUCCGAUUCUGAGUGUUAUUUUAUUCAACUUCUUCGUUAGCAAUGGUCAUUACCAUUUUAAUACUAAAAUUCAGGUAUAUCCGUGACUUAAUAGAACUUCGUGAAACGGGUCUUUGGUCAAGAGCAAUAUAGCUCUUGCUCUGGUCCGUCGGUGCAAGAAUGAUUACCGUAAAUCAUUAGUCGCCAUAAGUCGGGAAUUUCUUGUGAUGCAAGUUAAAGGUGACGCGUUUCUUCUUUUUUGUUUGUGUGUUUCUUUAUAUGAACUUUGCGUGCUUCUUUGUCAGGUCAAACAAGAAAAGGAAGGACUCGAGUGCCGCAUUGGAAAUGGCGAGAAGCGACCAUUUUCAGGGGUCACCUGUUGUGUGGACUUUUGUGCGCAUAGCCACAAGGAUCUGCGUAACAUGGAUGGCGGAGCGACACUGGUAAACACAAUCUUUAGUUUUAUUUUUAUCUUUUUGUUUUCAAGGCUGUAUCCUGUUCGGAUGAUUUGACAUCUUUAAUGUCCGUAGUGUUAAAUUUUGACGUAAACAUUAGAUUUACUUUUGAGCAUGACAUUUAUGUUUGUUAGGUACUAAAGGAUGCAAACGUUAAACAAUAACCAAAAGUGGAAAAUCCCUAGCCACUUGCAGGCCCAGUUUGUUCAAACGUUGGAUAACGCUAUCCAUCGGAUAAAUCAUGCAAAGAUGGACUUUUUCGUAAUAACCGUUUUCUUUUUGACAGGUUUGCACCAUCCUGAAGCCAGAUUCUGAGAACUCAGAAGAUGAACAGCUCCACGUUCUGCCGUUAUAUCGCUUACUGGACAAAAAUGGAAACCCUGUGAAACCUAAUUAUGUCAUGCCUAGCCACUUUCUUGACCCUCCUGUGGGGGUAUCACCUGGUUACUCAACUGUGAAUGGACAGGAAAACUCUCCAAAACACCCAGCUAACAAGGCAGUGAAAAACCAGGAACACCGUAGAGAAGAACGAAAAGAAGUGUUUCACGAUAUAAACAACAAUCAGACGUUUGUCCCUUUGGAUGGGCGUCACAUCCCUCAUGGACAUGCGCAAUCGGUACAUGGCUUUCCCACUUCUGUCAUCCACCAUCACCCAGCUUCCAACCACGUGAUGAGCAACUGUUACAAUGGACGGUACCCUCCUCAAGGUUCCUCAUUAUUUCAGUACCAUCCUCAUCUUGGCAAUAACUACGUUUUGAAUCACUGCCAUGCGCCAGAAGUGCACUGGGUUGACGAGAACCACAUUCCGUAUUUGUACCGCAAUCCCGGACACGUAAAUUACUUUCAAAGUUCGGCGCUUGGUUACGUUGACGAAAGAAAGGUUCCAUUUGUAUCCGGGCCUUGGAACUGUCGAAUACCGUUCGAUAAAUCCGUUAGUAUGAGCUGCUCAUCGACAAACCGUGUCACGGAAUACGCUAAACCAAAGACUGUGAUUCAUCACUUCAACGGUGCCUCUCGGGAAAUGGGGAGAACGUCACAAAUCAAAUGGGUGGAUGACAAAGAGGUCCCACUCAUGAGAGCAUCGGGUAUUGCAUCUUUUGACGAAAAUGGGAAUGUGAAAGAAGAAGCGGUAAAUCGUAAAAAUGAGAAAGAUCUGUUCAAUUUUGAGCAGGCGAAAAGGUCUUUCAGGAUUGAAGAAGAAAUGGGAGGAGUAGCAAUCGCUCUUGGCCAUGGGUCGUUGCUUAUUGAGGUUGCUAAGAAAGAGCUGCAUGCCACGACUCCUUUAAAGAAGCCCAAACGGCAGGAUCCUACACGCAUUAGCCUUGUAUUUUAUCAACAUAAGCACAUGAACCUCACGCUUCACGGCCUUAAUGAAUGGGAGCAGAAAGUGGCAAAGAAGAAAAUGGAGGAAGAAGCUGUCAAUAUGGAGUCUGAUCCCGCUGAAAAAGAUGCUUUUGCCUUUCAACCAAACGUUGAAGAACAACGAGAAGUAGGAUACUUAGACAUGCUGGCAGAAACAGCUCUGUCAAGAGCGGACAAUGAACCUGGCAUCGUAAAUAGCUACGUUUCUAAAGCGGGUCGUUAUUCUGUCCAGUCCCCAUCGAUGAAUGGCAACUCUGUAAGGCCAGGUAGCGUCAGUGAAACCUCAGUUAAUCGAACCUUUAGUUUAUCAGAUCACCAUCCUUCCACCCCGAUACAACUAGGCAACUCAGGAAUGAAUUUUGUAGGUGGAAAUUACCCAUCUAAAGGUCUUCCAAGUAAUAAUGUGGAAGAAAACAGAUCGAUUGGCGUUAACGGAGAAAUUACCACUGGAUGGUCUUUGGGAGGAAAUGAUCAAAAUAAACAUUUUCAUCUGUCUCCAAAGGCGAGACGUCCAGACCAUUUGUUGAUGCCCUCUUUUGACGGUUCUCAAAACAAUGACUUGUCACCAACUACGAGAAAUCAGACUUGGGGAUCUUCUCCCCAUGUUCAUCACAGCGGUGGUGGACUCAAAAACCCCAGUUUGUCUAGUAGUUUCUCAAGAGUCAGUAGCAAGGUAGAUGCAGAUCAUGUCUCAUCUGGUGCAAAUUCCGGUUUGAAUCGUGUAGAGUUGUCAUCAUCACAAGACGAAGGACUGAAAUGUUCGUCUUUUUCGAACGGAAUGAUUCCUAAUAAAGUUACCAACACCGAGGCGUCUGUAGUAAAGUCACGCGAUGAACGAGGAAGUACUAGCUCUAAUUUCAGUGUUUUGAGACUUUUAGGAGGUGAAAAUAUCAAGGAGAACAAGUCCAAUACCGCUUCAGCAUCAUACAGGAUAAGUAACAUCCUUGGAGAUGAGAGAUCUUUGUCAAGACCGCCGCCCGGUGAAAGCAUUGUUGAGAAACCUUCGCAUUCCAAUACACGUGAAAAAGAUCGUGGUGUCCCUGUGAUGUAUUCCAAUCCUUCAGAGCCGUCAAUGCAACUUUCCGCUUCCCCGAGAAUUCCAUUUUUACCGCCAUUUCCACUCUCUCCAGGAGAAGGUAACAAGCUUAGCAGUGGUCCGGAGAGGUCUUACCUAGACCUUUCGAUGGCGGCCAAUCGCUUGUUCGGCGGCUACAGUCCAUACAAAUUUGGUGUACCUUUCCCGACGUUUCCAAGCUUUUACAUGCCUCCUUUUCAUCCACUUUUCGCUGCCAGAAACGGCCUUUCAUCAAAUCUUGCUCUUGUAAAUUCGCAGAACUAUUUGUCAUCUUUUAUGGAUUCUGCAAAGCGGAUAGGUAGCACGAAUGGAAUAGACCAUGCAUCGCUAACAACCAUCUCAACUGCCACACGGACUGGAGUAAGUUAUCCUAUUGACACGCUUAUUACUGUAGCUCCUUACACACAAACAUGUGUCACAGGCCACUACCAGAACUGGUUCUGAUAUGCCACAGGAUGCUUUUUUAAUGAAGCUCCCGGGAUUUCACACUUGUAUGAAGGCCCAGAGCUUAGCAUUAGCCCCGCGUAGAACGGACAGAGAAAAAGGAGCCUGCUUUUCUGGAGCAUUGUUUAGAAAGUUUGGGAUUUUGCAAGGGAAGAUUUGUGUUGAAUCGCAAAGACAGGUUCUUAUUUUCAAUGGGGUUUCGUUCAUAGCCUUGCAUUUUUAGCGUUCUGUGUAUUGCACAGUACCAAAAGAGCAGGUUUAGGAUAUAUCUUGAUAUUUUAAGUAAUCCUCUCAUACUUUAUAGUUCCAGAUAGCUCUAUUUUGGGCUAUUUUGUCACAUUAGUUCACGCUAGUUUUGGCUAUUCAGUUAGAAGAAAGAACGAAUUUGAUAUAAAAUGCAAAUGUGGUUCUUGUUAAUUUAUGAGAAGUACGAAGAUCAAUCAAGACGUGACUAGAAAGUUAUAGAGAAAUAAGACGUCCGCAAAUCUUUUAUGCCGGAUAUAGCGGCUUUUCUAGAUUAAUAAGUCCAGAUAUUCGAACUAGGAUUUAGCCCUCAAACUAAAGGGACUUGUAUUUGGGAAUGUUUCGAACAAUUUUAUGAACCUUCUUUUCGCUGAAUUAAUUGUUUCUUGUGUUAGGUCGUGUGGCUACUUUCAGGUUCUUAUAAUGAAUGGCCAAAAUGUAGCACGAUACCAUUAUCUUUUUUUCGACUUUGCUUGUCGUAUCUAUAUAUAUUUAAAUGCUAUAAUCUAUGUGAUUAGUAUAAGAAGACUACAAGCGUUGUACAGUUAAGUGCCUUUUUACUUUGAAAUUAUAUCAUAGAAUACAUCUUCAAAACGCAAACAAUUAAGUACUAGAUGAAAUCGCGACUAAGAGUUAAAAAUUAGCCGAAAUUUACGUAGAAGAGGCCUUUCGUUGGCAUAAAAACGGCAAACAAAAUUCCAAUUCAUACGAGUUUGGUGUAUAGUAUUGCAGUCAAGUUACUCCUAUUUGUUCUUAUAAAUUUUAUGAUACAAUAUUAUGAUAUUUAUCUAUCAAUGCAGUUUUUGGAAGUGUGUAACUGCAAAAGUUGGAUGUAUAAGAGUUAAACCUACUGAGAAAGCAUUUCUUUUUUUGAUGUCUUACCAAUUGCCUUGUGGCAUAUUCAUUUAAGCUUCCUUGAAUGGUCACCUGUGUUAACAUACUGUCAACAUUAUCGCAGAAAAGUACAUAUGUACUUAUGAAGUCAUUUAGUCGUCGAAGCAUAGCCCUCCCUGGUCAGACUAGUAUUUCACCAACGUGCUCGAUUGAAUAACCACACUCAAGCACUUAUUAAAACUUCUAACCACCUUGUACAACACAAAAGAGAGUAUACAUGUAAUAGGAAAGUACUGCCCAGUGGCUUUCCUUUGAACAAUCACGUCUUUUAUGCGCCAAAUUUAAAGCUAAAAUCACUUACACGACUUGACAAUGGUGUAAGCUAGUGUAGGAGAAGGGAUUGGACGUUGCCUGUGGCAUCAUGAAGUGAAAUCUGAUUUGUCACUCAAUAUAUAGUCAGGGUCAAUUAACUCUGAAUUUAUUGAAUACUCUUUUAAUAAUUUAUUUAAGCCUCAAUGAGAGAUUAUUCCCAAGCUAUCAGCCCUUAACUUUCUCUUAAUCGGUACAACAUCUUGUCAGUAGAAUUAUAACUCUUUUCACGUGAACUCUUUAGUAUUGCAGUAUAUUUGGGGAUUUGUUGAGACUUUAGAAGAGAAUUGUUAUCUCAAUUUUGGGGCUUAAAUCAAUUGGAAUUUUUAGUUUUAAUAUAAAAAAAUAUUUGCAGACAUAGAAAUGUUAUGAAAUAUUCAUUUUAUUUGGAUAUAUUGGCGUGUACAAAGUCACACAGCCUCAUUGAUUGUACGAUCAAUCGGUUUUAAUUCAGAAUGUUUUUUAGAAAAUCACUGUUUUAGUUAGGGCAGAUAAACCAUCUCUCUACUGAAGGAUUGAUGUAAUUAGAGUGAAACGGAGAAAAGAAAACAUGUAAUGGCUGUUAUUUUAUUCGCUUGUUAUGUGUGCUUAUUGUGCUGACGGAAACCCUAUCCUUGGUCCAGGAGACCCAGGGGUAGUCAGUCGGGUCGGCCGGGAAGAGGGGGACAAAAGUUUCUCAGGCACGGGCGACCCGACUCACUCCCUUUGGGUCUCAGAGGAUGACGGAAACGACUGCGAGCGGCACUAAGUGAGGGGUGUCUGCCUUAAACCAAGUCAAAGAAAAGGACUGAAGAAUCAAUCAAUCAAUCAUUUAUUUUAACACGUUAC
Molecule: messenger RNA, 13136 nt
Organism: Porites lobata
Lineage: Eukaryota; Metazoa; Cnidaria; Anthozoa; Scleractinia; Poritidae
Source: the annotation of a GenBank genome assembly